GUGAAUGAGCGAUUGGGGUGCAGUGACGGAGUCCGAGCGGCAGGGCUAACCUGGGCUCACAGCACACGCCCGGGGCAGGUGAAUGAGCGAUUGGGGUGCAGUGACGGAGUCCGAGCGGCAGGGCUAACCGGGGCUCACAGCACACGCCCGGGGCAGGUGAAUGACCGAGCGGGUGCAGUGACGGAGUCCGAGCGGCAGGGCUAACCUGGGCUCACAGCACACGCCCGGGGCAGGUGCAUGAGCAAUUGGGGCGCAGUGACGGAGUCCGAGCGGCAGGGCUAACCGGGGCUCACAGCACACGCCCGGGGCAGGUGAAUGAGCGAUUGGGGUGCAGUGACGGAGUCCGAGCGGCAGGGCUAACCUGGGCUCACAGCACACGCCCGGGGCAGGUGAAUGAGCGAUUGGGGUGCAGUGACGGAGUCCGAGCGGCAGGGCUAACCUGGGCUCACAGCACACGCCUGGGGCAGGUGAAUGAGCGAUUGGGGCGCAGUGACGGAGUCCGAGCGGCAGGGCUAACCAGGGCUCACAGCACACGCCCGGAGCAGGUGAAUGAGCGAGCGGGUGCAGUGACGGAGUCCGAGCGGCAGGGCUAACCGGGGCUCACAGCACACGCCCGGGGCAGGUGAAUGAGCGAUUGGGGUGCAGUGACGGAGUCCGAGCGGCAGGGCUAACCGGGGCUCACAGCACACGCCCGGGGCAGGUGAAUGACCAAGCGGGUGCAGUGACGGAGUCCGAGCGGCAGGGCUAACCGGGGCUCACAGCACACGCCCGGGGCAGGUGCAUGAGCAAUUGGGGCGCAGUGACGGAGUCCGAGCGGCAGGGCUAACCGGGGCUCACAGCACACGCCCGGGGCAGGUGAAUGAGCGAUUGGGGUGCAGUGACGGAGUCCGAGCGGCAGGGCUAACCUGGGCUCACAGCACACGCCCGGGGCAGGUGAAUGAGCGAUUGGGGUGCAGUGACGGAGUCCGAGCGGCAGGGCUAACCGGGGCUCACAGCACACGCCCAGGGCAGGUGCAUGAGCAAUUGGGGUGCAGUGACGGAGUCCGAGCGGCAGGGCUAACCGGGGCUCACAGCACACGCCCGGGGCAGGUGAAUGAGCGAGCGGGUGCAGUGACGGAGUCCGAGCGGCAGGGCUAACCUGGGCUCACAGCACACGCCCAGGGCAGGUGAAUGAGCGACUGGGGCGCAGUGACGGAGUCCGAGCGGCAGGGCUAACCUGGGCUCACAGCACAUGCCCGGGGCAGGUGAAUGAGCGAUUGGGGCGCAGUGACGGAGUCCGAGCGGCAGGGCUAACCGGGGCUCACAGCACAUGCCCGGGGCAGGUGCAUGCUUUGCCUGGGUUCCCAGCUCUGCCUUGUACUCUGUGGCUGUGGGCAGCCCUUUGAACUCAGCCCCCCUUGGUUCGCCCCGAGGCGUUCUGGCUGUUUAAGAUCCCAGAGUAAAGCAUUGUUCAAGGGUUGCCCCUUCCCUUCGUUAGGCUCACUAAUCUCAGAUGCGCCCAGCCUCCGGGAUCAGGCUCUACCAAGGCUGUUCCUGCUUUUUCUUCCUGCUUCCCGCCCCACGUCCGUCUGAUCUAGUGUAGGUUGUAAGCGCUUCGGGACAAGAACUUGCUCACUGUCUGCAGCGCCCAGCACAAGGGGGCCUCGAGGUGCUACCCUAAGCCAGACAAUAAUAGUCGUUCCAAGAACUUUUACUCCCUAAGAAGCCUUGGAGGAAGGGGCUUGUGCAGAAGUGACUGAGGCCAUAGCCAUGGGAAUGAGAGGGCCGAGGGCUCCUGGAAUGACCUCUCUCCCUUGGCCAGGGGUGGGGCAGCCUCUAGUCCAUCCUGGCCCCUGAGAAGCCAUGAGCCGGGCCUAGCUCAGGCUCUCAGCCAUGGAUGCUGGCUGAGCCUGACCCAGGAACAGGAGAGGAAAAGGAAAGGAAAACGCACUCCUGCCAGGGAGCAAGCGCAGUCGGAGCUGGCUGGCACCUCGCAGGUUAAUUGUGAGAGCAGCCGAUUCCCUUAUUGACAGGGUAGCUUGAAAAAUGCUGAGGCAGGACAUCCGUUACACAGAGUGUCAGAGCAGGAGCCCACACUCCCAGCUCUGCCGUGCACGCGUUCACUCUCCCCGCCACACGUCCCCCUCCCUUCCCCGGCAGCCCAUCCAGCCCCCCACAACAAACCUGGCAACUUGGCCCCCAGUCCUUCAGCCUGGCUCCUCGCGCUGCACUCCCAGCCUGAGUCCAGCAGCCCCUGCACUCCCAGCCAGCUGUACGCUACCUCCGCAGGAGGAGCAGGUCCAGCCUCGCUCGCUUUUCCUCUCUUCCUUUUUCUCCUAAGGACACCCAAGAGGAUUUCUUUUUGGUCCCUCCCCCUGUUUUUAAUAUCGAAUCAGCUCCCCUCACCCCCACCCUUCCUCGCACUGUGACUCGUGCUGGGGAGCUGGGGGCUCGCUCCUUGCCCUGCCCAAGUUGGAAUCCUUUCUGCGACCCUCGCACCACGAGCAGCUGAGCGCCAGCGCGAUGGACACUGAUGGCCAGCUCUGACGUGCAUGGCGGCCUGUGGCGAGUGACCGCGCUGUGCCGGCGAGGGAUCCGAGCCGAUAGGGCACUGCUGCCAAGCCACCCGCCAGCACCGGGGACAGAGAGACUGCGAGGGAGCACAGUGCGGGGCGCCUCAGCCAGCUGCGCGGGGAGCGGAAGGGGAACCCCACACCCUCUCAUUGCGCUGCUAGGCCAGCUCACCCGAUUGCUCCUCUCUGGUGCUGCGCAUCCCCGCUGCCGACAUGAUGAUGUAUUUCUGGGGUAAUCAGGACGCCACGGCUCCUCCUGAAGCAAUGGCUCAGCCCUACCCCCCUGCCCAGUAUCCUCCGCCUCCCCAGAAUGGAAUCCCUGCAGAGUACGCACCCCCGCACCCCCACCCCACACAGGACUACUCGGGGCAGAGCACAGUACCGGAGCACCCCAUGACCCUCUACACCCCAGCACAGAGCCACGCCGAGCAGCCGGGCGCUGACGCCAGCACGCAGUCCAUAGCGGGGACGCAGACGGGAUCGGUAAGAGCCCCUGUGGAGCCCCGGGUGGGCAGCAGGGCCUUUCAGCAGACAGAUGAAGCUGCGCAGACAGAGAGCCAACAGCUCCAUUCCUCAGAGAACACAGACAAGCAGCAGCCCAAGAGGUUACACGUCUCCAACAUCCCCUUCCGGUUCCGGGAUCCAGACCUGCGGCAAAUGUUCGGGCAAUUCGGGAAGAUCCUCGACGUGGAGAUUAUUUUCAAUGAGCGGGGCUCCAAGGGUUUUGGGUUUGUAACUUUUGAAACUAGCACAGAUGCCGACCGGGCACGAGAGAAGCUGAAUGGCACAAUCGUAGAGGGACGGAAAAUUGAGGUGAAUAACGCCACAGCCCGAGUCAUGACCAACAAAAAGGCUGCAAAUCCCUACAUCAAUGGCUGGAAGCUGAACCCGGUGGUGGGAGCUGUCUACAGUCCUGAAUUCUAUGCAGUAACAGGGUUCCCGUACCCAGCCACGGGGACAGCCGUGGCAUACCGAGGGGCGCACCUACGGGGCCGGGGGCGUGCUAUCUACAACACGUUCCGCGCCGCACCCCCACCUCCACCUAUCCCCACCUAUGGCGCGGUCGUUUAUCAGGAUGGAUUCUAUGGCGCUGAAAUUUACGGAGGUUAUGCAGCCUACAGAUACGCCCAGCCAGCGGCGGCGGCAGCAUACAGCGACAGCUACGGCCGAGUGUACGCAGCCGCAGACCCGUACCACCACACCAUCGGCCCUGCCGCCACGUACAGCAUCGGCACCAUGGCUAGUCUAUACCGAGGAGGGUACAGCCGCUUCACUCCCUACUAGCAAGACACCCAGCCCCUCACCACACUAACACUGACUGCUCACUAGAAAGCAAACAAACCAAACUAAGCCAAGGCAGAGCCUCCCGGAAGAACACGGUGCCCCUGCCAGGGGCCAGGGCUCCGCCUGGCUCAGCGUGGCACCUAGAACCAUAGGUCUUUACCUCAAGCUGCUCUCAUCCCACGGCUCUUUGCUCACCCACCUGUCUGUCUGUGACCUGCCCUGGCUGAACUGACUGUGUUGCAAAGCAGGCAGCCUGGCCACUGCCCUGCUGCAGGGCUAGGGCGCGUCCUGCUCUCCCUAGACGUACAACCAGCAGCAAACCACGGGAGAGAGCCCAGGCUAAGCCCCCUCCUCUGCCCCCGCUGCCAGGAACACGUGAAGUCCAAAGGCCAGGGCGUUCCAAGAGAGCUGCCUUCCUGCGCAGAGCCGCGCCUGGCUUGGCACAGUCCUCCAUUCCCUGGGCCUCUUCACUGCCCCAGCUCCCUCCAGCGUCUCUGCGGCAGGCAAGCCUGCUCCUGCUAGGCUGGGCUUGUUCUUCUCCUGCAGUGACACCACAGCUGUUUCCUUCUGGGACCAGGAAAGGCAAAACAAAUUAAAAACAAAGCAACAAAACACAAAACAAAGAGGCAACCAACCAACCGAGUCCCAUACUGUCCACACACAUGCACCGAGCAAGCAGGUCCAGCAGGAGGCGCUGCACCCGCCUGAGUCACGGAGAGUACACACCGACCGGACAGCGCCACGGCCAGCUGGGCAGAGAGCCGCCCCUCUCCAACUCCACCCCUGCCCCGCGGGGCCAGCAGCCAUGUUGGGAGACUUGGGGCCCCCACCCCUCCCCAGCCUGCUGGCGCUCCCAGCCCAGGGCAGGGAGGGCGAGAGCGAGCAGUGCGGAGUGCUGGGACGGCCUCGGAGCGAGGACUCUGCCAGCCCAAGGCACCCGCCCUGGGCACCGCGUCUUCCUUUCUGCCCUCCCACGCCUGUGCUGUGGGGGCCAGGGCCCUGGGCAGAGCGCCGCAUCCUCCCGCCGCUUUGGGGGACUUGGCCUCAGGGUAGGAUUCUUGCUUUUUGUUUUCAGAGCUCCAAUGCUUUUGCGCUUGCUGGCCACUGGUGUGUUGAGUGUGUGAGGCCUCGGCUCUCUGAGCGGAGGUGGGAUGGUUGAUGCAGCAGCAGUUUGGCCGGGGCUGCUGGGUGUUGCAGGGGAAGAGCGGCUGUUUAAGAGGGAUGUUAGCUACAUGGAGGUUGUAGCUCCCUUGCAUUUUCAUCACCCCGGUGCCCUGAGCUCCGGGCUUCCCCCAGCCCCAUGGGGCUAAAGCCAAGCGGGAGCUGCUUCCUGCUCCACACCUACCCAGGGCAGACGGAGUCAGGAAGGGGCUGCAUCUGUCGGCCACAACAUGGUGCACCAGGGAUCAUAUCAGCCCCUGCCCCCCAGCAUGGAGCCUGAGGAGGCCAUGAUCCCACAGUGGCUCUCAGCCACCCCAUCACCACUGGGGGGCAGGGAGCCAAGCACACGUGUGCCCCAGCCAUCCCUGGUGCACGCACCCCCCUUAGCGGUGGCUGCAGGGUCCCUGCUCAGAGCCAGGCCUGUCCCAUGCCAGCUAGGCGCUGGAGAGGCCCACCAGGGUGAGGGGCACUAUGGGCAGGGCAUGGGAAGCAGUGGGCAGGGUUGGCCGUGAGGGGAGGACAGUGCUGGCUCUGAACCAGUGACAGGUGGGGACAGCUGGGCUCUAAGGCUGGGUGUGCUGCUAGCCAGGGCACCAGACGCCCCAGAGCCUUGCCAGCUUCUUUCAGCUGCUCACCCACAGCCGGCACGGUCCAGUUGUGCCAAAGGCCAGAGAGGCACUUCCCCCCCAGCAGCCUCGUGCGGUUAGGGUGGGCCACGGAGCUGUUUGUGAGGCUGCUGGGAAGGCAGGCGGCUGGCUGAGCCGGAUGGAUCCAGCAGGUCUCCCAACAUGGCUCUGUCAUCUCAUGAAACUUCACUUUAUAUUCAGCAUACGCUCCUGAGGCUCCAGCCAUGAGAUCCUCCUUUUCUAUUCCCGUUGUACAUAGCCCCUUCCCAGCCAGCCCCCGCUCCGCUGUACAAAGCUCCUUCCAUUUGCUGUGCUGCCGCCGCCCUGGCGGCCCCCGGCCCCAGAGCGCAGGCUGGCACCCGCCCAUUCUGUAUGCUUCAAAGCUGUGAUCAUUCUACUAAACACUAUUAU
Messenger RNA from Mauremys mutica (yellowpond turtle), 6034 nucleotides. RefSeq names its product RNA binding fox-1 homolog 3 (gene RBFOX3). The coding region runs from base 2766 to 3836 and encodes 356 amino acids. The record is from RefSeq and is a predicted model, not a curated record. Gene Ontology annotation, molecular function: mRNA binding. Gene Ontology annotation, cellular component: cytoplasm; nucleus. Gene Ontology annotation, biological process: nervous system development; regulation of alternative mRNA splicing, via spliceosome. The transcript has 14 exons. NCBI's taxonomy places the organism in Eukaryota, Metazoa, Chordata, Testudines, Geoemydidae.